AUGGUGAAGGCUAGAGAUGGAGACACUGAAAAGACAGAUCUGAGAAAAGGUUCUUGGACCCCUGAAGAAGACCAAAAAUUGAAAGCUUAUGUUCGUCGAUAUGGCAUUUGGAAUUGGGCUCAGAUGCCAAAGUAUGCAGGUUUGUUGAGAACGGGGAAGAGUUGUAGACUUCGUUGGUUGAAUUACCUAAGGCCAGAUAUAAAGCGUGGAAACUUUACUGAAGAAGAAGAACAAAUCAUAAUCAAGCUGCAUCAAGAACUGGGAAAUCGAUGGUCCCUUAUUGCCUCACGACUGCCUGGAAGAACAGAUAAUGAGAUUAAAAAUCACUGGCACACCCGCUUAAAUAAGAAGCACCUGCAAGAAACACAAGGGGCCGCUAUUAUGGCCCACCAGAAGGAUUCGUCUGAAGCCGGUUCCUCACCUAUCAAUGAUUCAGAUGCAUCUAACUUCGAUAGCUAUGAGGCUCCUCCAGUGUCCUCACAAAUGUUAACUGAUAAUCAUUCUUCAUCAAGUCCCGAUCCUACUAGUGAUCAAAGUUUCGGAAUGCAGAUCCUGGAAGAGAACAUCGAUUUAUUUGAAACGUAUGGAGAUCUUCAAAGUUUAUUGGACGAGUCAUUUCCGAUGGAAGGAUUAGACAUGGACGAAUGUUAUGGGGCUUCAGGUCCCGGAUUUGUGGUUCCAACUUCUCAAGAAGAGUUUUCAGAUGAAGAACUCCAACAUUUAUUGGAUCAAACGUUUCCAGGGGAGACUUCGGGAGUGGCGGAUGGUCAAGGAGGGUUUGCAUAUGAAGAAAUUCAAAAUUUAUUGGAGCAGGAAUUUCCAGUAGAGAAUUUAGACGUGUUGGAAGACUAUGGGGCGGGUUUAGACCCUGGACCUAUUGUAACAACAACUCCUCAAGUGGGGUUUUCUAAAGCAGAACUUGAGAAUUGGUUGGAGCAACCAUUCUCGAUUGAGAACCUAUCUGUGGAGGAAGGUUAUAAGGCUAUUAAUGACCCUGAAAUUGAAGAAUUAACUUCUCAGUGGGGACUUAAAAUUAAUCCAUGUGCAUUUGCUUCCAACUACAAUGGUGGCAGUGAUUUCUGGCCCUGUUAUCUGAUGGAAGUUAAUCAUAAUGGAAUGGAAUCUAGCAGUCUGUUUAACUGA
This is a messenger RNA of Mangifera indica (mango), 1143 nucleotides long. RefSeq names its product MYB-like transcription factor EOBI. Bases 1 to 1143 code for a protein of 380 amino acids. Lineage: Eukaryota; Viridiplantae; Streptophyta; Magnoliopsida; Sapindales; Anacardiaceae. The transcript is spliced from 3 exons. The record is from RefSeq and is a predicted model, not a curated record.